Benincasa hispida (wax gourd) is the source of this 675-nucleotide messenger RNA. RefSeq lists its product as uncharacterized. Lineage: Eukaryota; Viridiplantae; Streptophyta; Magnoliopsida; Cucurbitales; Cucurbitaceae. The record is from RefSeq and is a predicted model, not a curated record.
AUGGCUCCCUAUGAGGCAUUGUACGGCCGACCUUGCAGGACCGUGGUAUGUUGGAAUGAAGUCGGAGAAUGGAAAUUAUUGGGUCCAGAAUUACUUCAACAAACAACUGAGAAUGUGAAGCUUAUCAGAAAUAAUCUUAAAGCGGCUCGCGAUAGUCAAAAGAGCUAUGCUAAUAAGCGAAGAAGAGAACUAGAAUUUGAAGUCGGAGAUCGGGUAUUUCUUCGAUUAUCCCCAUGGAAAGGAAUUCUCCGAUUUCGGAGGAAAGGGAAGUUAAGUCCGCGAUACAUCGAACCAUAUGAAAUUGUGGAACGAGUUGAUCCAAUAGCAUAUAAGUUGCAGUUACCUAUGAAGCUAACUCGUAUUCACGAUGUAUUUCAUGUGUCAAUGUUAAGGAAGUAUGUGCUUGAUCCUAUGCACAUACUAGCAGCACAAUCAAUACAACUUAAAGAAGAUUUAUCUUACGAGGAAGAGGCCAUCGAGAUUUUAGACAAGAAAGACCAGGUAGCUGUUUGGAAGAUUAAGCAGGCAACUCACCAUUGUGAGCGAGAGCGAGUUAAGGAAGAGGUGGAUCUCGCUAAGGAUGAAAAUCUCGCUGGUUUUUCGCUGAAUCUCGCUAGAAGUGGCAAAUCUCGCGGGAAAGUGAUAAAUCUCGCUAGAAGUGAUAAAUCUUGCUAG